Pseudocercospora fijiensis CIRAD86 is the source of this 1926-nucleotide messenger RNA. RefSeq lists its product as uncharacterized. Gene Ontology annotation, molecular function: glycine hydroxymethyltransferase activity; serine binding; pyridoxal phosphate binding. Gene Ontology annotation, biological process: tetrahydrofolate interconversion; L-serine catabolic process; folic acid metabolic process. The transcript has a single exon. Gene Ontology annotation, cellular component: cytoplasm. The coding region runs from base 111 to 1559 and encodes 482 amino acids. The record is from RefSeq and is a predicted model, not a curated record. NCBI's taxonomy places the organism in Eukaryota, Fungi, Ascomycota, Dothideomycetes, Mycosphaerellales, Mycosphaerellaceae.
UCGAUUGUUCCCACCUUUCGCUUUUGUACGUUUCGUUUCGCCUUUCGUCUUGAUCUGCACACAUCGAGCACUGCCACAUCGAAUAUCGAAACAAUACCACGACAGCAAUCAUGGCUACCAACGGAGUCAAUGGAGCACACCUCUCUCUGCCACAGGCCCACCAGGACCUGAUGCAGAGAUCGCUCGUCGACACCGACCCAGAGAUUGCCGACAUCAUGGCUAAGGAGAUCAAGCGUCAACGCGAGUCCAUCCUCCUCAUCGCCUCCGAGAAUGUUACUUCGCGAGCAGUCUUCGAUGCUCUGGGCUCACCGAUGAGCAACAAGUACUCUGAAGGGUACCCAGGUGCACGCUACUACGGUGGCAACGAGCACAUCGACGAGAUCGAGCUCACUUGCCAAAAGCGAGCACUCGAGGCAUUCCGUCUUGACCCAGCUAAGUGGGGAGUCAAUGUUCAAUGCCUUUCUGGUUCGCCUGCAAACUUGCAGGUCUACCAGGCGAUUAUGAGACCACAUGAAAGAUUGAUGGGUCUUGACCUGCCACAUGGAGGACAUUUGUCCCAUGGAUACCAGACCCCAACCAAGAAGAUCUCUGCCGUCUCUACCUACUUCGAGACCUUCCCAUACCGCGUCAACCUCGAGACUGGACUGAUCGACUACGAUCGAUUGGAAGAGAAUGCUCUUAUGUACAGACCCAAGGUUCUCGUUGCCGGUACAUCUGCGUACUGCCGUGAGAUCGACUAUAAGAGAAUGAGGGAGAUUGCAGACAAGGUCGGCGCAUACUUGAUGAUGGACAUGGCACACAUCUCCGGCCUCAUUGCCGCAGGCGUCAACAAGUCACCAUUCGAGUAUGCGGACAUUGUAACCACAACCACCCACAAGAGCUUGCGUGGACCACGAGGAGCUAUGAUCUUCUUCCGAAAAGGUGUUCGCAAGACUGAGAUGAAAGCAGGCAAGGAGGUUCAGGUGCUCUACGAUUUAGAGGGACCCAUCAAUUUCUCCGUCUUCCCAGGUCACCAAGGUGGCCCACACAACCACACCAUCACUGCGCUUGCUGUUGCUCUCAAGCAAGCCCAGACACCAGAGUUCCGACAGUACCAAGAGCAGGUCAUCAAGAACGCCAAGCAGCUUGAGAAGUCAUUCAAGGCUCUCGGCUACAGGCUAGUCACUGAUGGCACCGACAACCACAUGGUCCUCCUCGAUCUCAAGCCAUUGAACCUCGAUGGUGCUCGCGUCGAGGCUGUUCUUGAUCAGAUCAACAUUGCUUGCAACAAGAAUACCACGCCCGGCGACAAGUCUGCUCUGACACCUUGCGGUAUCCGUAUCGGUGCUCCAGCCAUGACCAGCAGAGCUAUGGGUGAGGCGGAUUUUGACAGAAUCGCAAAAUACAUCGACCAAGCAAUCAAGCUUGCUCAAAAGGUGCAGGCCGAGCUGCCCAAGGAGGCAAACAAGCAGAAGGACUUCAAGGCCAAGCUUGCUGGUGGAAGAGCGUCAGUUCCAGAAGUCGGUACUCUGAAGGACGAGAUUGCUGCGUGGGCCAGUACAUUCCCACUGCCGGUAUAAAAGAUCGAUGAUGGGGCGGGAUGGCGCUGAGACGUGCAUUUGCGGGGCGUUCUGGCGCGGGCCAAGGAAAAUUUCAACAUGGCGAGGUGUUACGGAUUAAAAUACUCUCACGACUGAUACCACACUGCGGCACUUUCAACUAGCUGCGAUGGCUCAUUUGGAGCGAUACGAAAUAUGUAGGAACUUGGACGAAGUUCGCAAGAAUCGGCGAUACAAGCCAAGUUUGCUGCCUUGCCGUACCGUGCCUGAGAAUUUCUUUGUCGCGAUGCGAUUGUGAAACAGCUCAUGCAGGGUCAUGCGUGGCGGGCCUAGCCGAUUGCGCCAAGUAAACGUCAUUAGCCGCAAGCGACCUUCGCUCUCCCUGCAC